Paramecium octaurelia is the source of this 910-nucleotide messenger RNA. The record is from the annotation of a GenBank genome assembly. NCBI's taxonomy places the organism in Eukaryota, Ciliophora, Oligohymenophorea, Peniculida, Parameciidae.
AUAAAAUGGAAAAUGAUCUGCAAAAAGAAAAUCAGCUGCUUGUAGAAUAGAUUAAGGCGCUCUAGGCUUAAUUAAAUAAUAGAGAAACUUUAAGAAAUGAAUGCUCUAGAAUAAAUGAUUAAAGCAGCUUUUUCAACACAUUCAAAUAAUCAACACCAAGAGGUAAUAUCAGUAGAGACCAAAGCAAAAGAGAUCUUUAGGAUUUGACUGCUUAAGUGAAGAAACUUAACGAGUACAAUUUCAAUUUAUUUCCAAAGAGAGAAAGAACAAUUAAGGAAAACCUUAAAACAUCAAAUUGAUGCUUAUGAUCAAAAAAUUCAAUAAAAAGAAAUGGAAUUAAGCCAAAAAGAAAAAAUGUAUAGACAAUUAUAGACUGACUACAAAGAAUUGCAAUAGACUCUUAUAUAAGAAUAAAGUAAACCCGCUCCCUAACCAGCGGCACCAACGCCUGUUCAGACUAAACCUGCUGGAGAUCAAAUACAAUAAUUCCGAGUUUAAAAAGUUGGUCUAAUGAAUCUUCCAUGUUUAGUAUCUAAUUUUAAGCUUAUCAAUAGAUUCUAAUUAGAAGGAAUAUAUUCGAACAAUUCGUGAUCGAGAUCGAAAACACCAAGGAUAGAGUAUGCAUAAAUGUGUAGGACAUCACAGAUUUAGUACCUGAUAGAACUAAGGAGGAUCAUUUUUAGUUAACAUAUAAAUUAUCAAAUCAAAAGAUUACGGAAAUGUAUUAAUCUACAGAAUACAAAUCAAUAUUAAGAGCAAUUAAGUAAUAUGAUUAUGGAUAAUUUUCAUAGGUAUCUUCAUUCUUAAUAAUAACAAACUAGGAAAUAGGAAAACUAACCAGCUUAAUUAUAAUAAGAACAACAAAGUGGUUUAAUCAAAAGUUUGAGUUCCUUUUUUAUGAAAAAAUGAC